AAGAAGAAGAGCAGAUAGCAUUAAUUACACAGUUAAAAAUUAAAAAUAAAAGAAUUGGGAGAGUCCAGUCCAGGUUCACCAUCUUGAUUCCACUGCCUCGCCGCUCCAUAAAUACCCCCUAAAACCAUCUUCCCGCUCUCACCAUUCGCACCCAUUCAACCCCAAACACACACUCUACUCUCUCUCUCUCUCUCUAACAUACGCACAGAGACAGACACUGACAAUGGGUCGUUGCAAUUUGGUGUGCAUUGCUCUGGUAUCGCUUUUUGUGGUGGCUAAUGCAAGAAUUCCAGGUGUUUACACUGGUGGGUCUUGGGAGAGUGCCCAUGCUACUUUCUACGGUGGUAGUGACGCCUCUGGCACCAUGGGUGGCGCUUGUGGGUACGGGAAUCUGUAUAGCCAAGGUUAUGGAGUGAACACUGCAGCACUAAGCACAGCACUCUUCAACAACGGCCUGAGCUGUGGCGCUUGCUUUGAGAUAAAAUGCGCAAACGACCCCAGAUGGUGCCAUGGUGGCAGCCCGUCGAUCUUCGUGACAGCAACCAACUUCUGUCCUCCAAACUUCGCUCAGCCCAGCGACAAUGGUGGCUGGUGCAACCCACCUCGUCCCCAUUUCGAUCUCGCCAUGCCCAUGUUCCUCAAGAUCGCAGAGUACCGUGCUGGUAUAGUUCCCGUCUCAUAUCGCCGGGUGCCGUGCAGGAAGCAAGGCGGGAUAAGGUUUACAAUAAACGGAUUCCGUUACUUCAACUUGGUAUUGAUCACCAACGUUGCGGGUGCAGGAGAUAUCCAGAAGGUGAGCAUCAAGGGCACAAAGACAGGAUGGAUGAGCAUGAGCAGAAACUGGGGGCAAAAUUGGCAAUCAAAUGCAGUACUUGUGGGCCAGUCUCUUUCAUUUAGGGUCACGGGCAGUGAUAGGCGCACUUCAACUUCAUGGAACAUUGCUCCAGCUAAUUGGCAGUUUGGUCAGACCUUCACGGGAAAGAAUUUCCGCGUCUGAUUUUCCUUUCCAUUUUUUCUAUAAUUAUAUAAUAUAUAAGAAUUUAUUAUUGCAGUGUUUCCCGCCUUCAGUUUUCCUUUAUUUUCUCGGGAAAAUUUGAAGUUGCCCGUUGGGAGUUCAACAAAAAUAUAGACAUAUGGUGGUGGUGGGUGUUUUUGGUAGGGUCAGUGGAAGUGACUUAAAGUCAGUGCUCAGUAUGUGGGUAGCCCUUUUUUUUUCUUCUUUCUUUCUUUUCUUUAAUAUGUAUACUUUCGAAUUUGUGGGUCGUUUUGUUGUAAGUUUGCCGGUGAAAGUUUAAGAUGUCACCGGCAAAUGGUUAAAAGGGUAAAAGUUAAAGACGCUGAAGCGGCUGCAACAGAAGGACAAUGUAGCCCGCAGCUCUUAUUAAUGAAUAUUUUAUGUUUUAGUUUUCA
This is a messenger RNA of Ricinus communis (castor bean), 1410 nucleotides long. Its product is annotated as expansin-A6. Gene Ontology annotation, cellular component: extracellular region. Lineage: Eukaryota; Viridiplantae; Streptophyta; Magnoliopsida; Malpighiales; Euphorbiaceae. The coding region runs from base 224 to 997 and encodes 257 amino acids. Gene Ontology annotation, biological process: plant-type cell wall organization. The record is from RefSeq and is a predicted model, not a curated record. The transcript has 3 exons.